AUGACAUUGUCGAACUGUCUUUUAAGUGAAUCUGCAAAGUUUCUUUUUGAUAUUCCGUCGAUUGAAAUUGCAUCAACUCUUCGUAAACUAGAUUUACGAAUUCAUAGAAAUGCUGAAAAGAGGUUAUUUCAUAUAACUAAACUGAUUAAUCAAUUUUAUAACCUUACCAUGAAUGAGAAUGAAAUACAAUGUCAUCUUGAUAACUGGGAUUAUCUGGCACCACCGUUCAAUGACAAUAUUAUUGGUAUGACCGACACUCAAAUUACAUGUAAUAUAAAACAAUAUAUGCUCGAAUUUCCAAAUAAUCAUAUAUGUUCGUUAUUGAAUUCGAAUCAUCUUCAAGUGGUACAUUGUAUUAUAGGAAGUGUGGGGUUUGCAACAUUAAGUAUUAUUAUAACUAUUAUGAAAAUAGAUGGAGAUAAAUUUUGUAUGAUAAACAGUGAUUCCACAUUUAUUUGUUUCUUCUCGAAUAUUGCUUACGACGUGAAACUCUUGUAUCAUCUUGAUAAUGAUAUACUGUUCAAAUACUGUGGCUUUUCGAAUUAUACAAAUGCAUAUAAUAUGUAUUGUGAAGCGGCUGGAAUAGUAAAUCAUAAGUUAAUGGACCGAUUUCAUGUGGAGAUAACAUGGUUUUUAUGGAGAUUAUGCAAAUUCUUUGGUAUGGAUGUGAAGAUUAAAGUGCCAUUUGAAAAAGAUUUUGAUAAAGAAGUUUUGUCGUUACAAAAAGAUUGUCUUGAUCAUUUUAUCAGACGAUGGAGUUCAAAACGUCAUCAAUCAUAUUGCAAUGAAGACUGUUGUAAGUUGCUGGUGCUUGAUGGACAUCAAAAAGCAACCAGACGGGUUUGUGCCUACAAAACUGGUACAAUUCCAAACGAAGAGCUAGGAGCUAUCAAAGUUGGUUAUCCACAUUUACCGGCCUACAAGAAUACAUAUUGUUUGGAGCAUAUUGGCUUCAGAAAAUUCGAGGAGGAUUGCGUCACGAAUGCACGAAUACCACAAUCAUUGUUUUGA
Didymodactylos carnosus is the source of this 1011-nucleotide messenger RNA. Lineage: Eukaryota; Metazoa; Rotifera; Eurotatoria; Philodinida; Philodinidae. The record is from the annotation of a GenBank genome assembly.